CAGUGUCUGGGCCAAACCAAAAGGACAGAGAGAGGCAAAAGCUAGUGCGACGCAUGUGAUACCAUGUGAAAAAGAGGAGACAGGGAGAGCCACUGACACCCCCCCUCUUUUCGAUCUGCUCUCCCUCUCCUCUCCUCUCGCCGGAGCCCUACAGAUAUCCACACACUCUUCUUCCGAUGAGGCCGCCGGAACCCUAGAUAGGCACACACACUCUUCUUCGGCCAUGAGGCCGUCGGAACCCUAGAUAUCCACACUCUUCUUGGGCCAUGAGGCCGCCGGACAUGUAUGACCCCGGCGGCAGCUCUUCGUCGUCCCGGCCGCACGGCAAGCAGGAGCUGCAGCCGGAGCCGGAGGAGGCCGCAGAGGGCGCUCCUCGGCCGACCGCUACGCCUUGCGCACGAGCAAAGCAGAGGGGGUACGGCCUGAAUAUGGAGGAGCGCGACGUGUCCACGAGCAAAGCGCACCGCAGCGAGCUCAAGUCGUUGCUCGCGGCUCGGGGCUGCGCCUUCUCCCUCCCGCAGCUCCUCGUCGGCGGCCCUGACGAUGUCAGGAAGCUUCACCAGACAGGCGGGCUGCGGCCCCUCCUCGACGGCGCCCCGAAGCCGUGCCGCGCCUUGGUCUGCGAAACCCACAGGAGGGUCGGCUCCGAGCCCUGCAGGGAGUGCCGCAACAAGAUGCUGGAUCAUGGCAUAACCAUUGUUGAGCAAGAGGAAGACCACAGGAGGCUUGUCCUUUCUUAUCCAACCCAAGGUGUAGUGGAGGGUGGAGAGGAGCAGGCUGUGGUCUCGUGGAGCAAUACCAUUGAUGUGAUAGGUGGGGAACUCUUCAUCCGUUGCCUCCACCUUGUGUCCAGGUGGGACUACGGCGCCUCCAUCGCCUCCCUCAACCGUGAAUUCAAUUCGGUGGUUCGCAACGGGGACAUCUACCGCCUUCGUCGAAAGAAUGGGGUGGCAGAGCACUGGCUCUACCUCUCUUGCAAUAAUGUUACGGAGUGGGAUGCUUAUGACCCGUCCACUGGGCGCUGGAUCCACGUGCCCAAGAUGCCACCGGCUCAAAGAGGAGUCUGGGAGUCGCUGGCUGUAGGAACCGAACUGCUGAUGUUUGGGGCCUACGGAAGGGUUGCCUUGAGAUAUAGCAUCCUUACCAAUUCAUGGACAGGGCUGGCUGAUGCUGAUGCUGAUGCGAUCAACACUGCGCGGUAUGGGUUUGGGUCAGCAAGUGUCGGUGAGAAGGUGUACGUCGCGGGAGGCAUGGAUCCUUCUCAUAUUAAUGUAUUGAGCUCGGCAGAGAUGUAUGACUCGGAGACACAUACUUGGACACCCCUUCCCAGCAUGAAUAGGGCCAGGUACGGAUGCUCUGGCGCCUUCAUGGACGGCAAGUUCUAUGUGAUCGGUGGUAAUAGGAGUAGCGACGAGGUGCUGACUUGCGGUGAGGAGUAUGACUUGAAACUGCGGUCAUGGAGGGUCAUCGACAACAUGUCUCAGGGGCUCAACGAGACAGUCGAUGGAGCUCCUCUGCUCCUUGCGGUUGUCAACAACGAGCUUUAUGCUGCUGAUUACAGUGAGAAUAAUGAUUUGAAGCAGUAUGAUAAGCUGGACAACAAGUGGAUCACUCUUGGGAAAUUGCCUGUACAGUCGUGGGACAAAUAUUGCUGGGACAUGGGUUUCCGAGCGUGUGGUGACCGGCUGAUUGUUAUUGGGCGUCCAAACGAUUCAGCUGAUGAGGAGGUGGUUGAGCUUCAUUCGUGGACCCCGGAUGGGCAACCGCCUGUGUGGAAUUUGUUUGCCACACGGCCAUACUGUGGCGGCCAGAUUCUGUGCGCCGCGAUGGGUUGCUGAGUCGGUCAACUGAAUAAAGAUAAAGUGCUGGCUGUGCCUCAUUCUCAGUCUCAAUUUCCUGGGAGUGCCCCGCUGAUGAUACAAAAAGAGUUGCAGAGAAAGUAAGAAACAUCCCAUUUUUCUUCAUGUUUGUGUUCCAAUAAUGUUUUAACGCUUCCUACGGGCGUUCUGAUGAUCUUGAUCUCCAUCAUCCAACUUUAUCUUUACAGUAGAACACAACUCUCAGUUACUUUCCGAACAUCGAAUGCAGUCUCUAGCUUUCCCUCUAUUUUUGUUCAAGAUUUUUCAAACUCUGAAUAAAAAACAAUUUAGACCCUUCGAUAUUCAGUCAGCUGUUAUGAAAAUGUAUUUACUCGUAGUUAAUUUGGUAUAGAUUAAUCUGCUCUAAGAGUGUAAAAUCAUGAUUUUUCUUUCCAGUUGUUUAUUUUUCUUUACAGUCGUUUCAACAACGUUCAACCGAAAAUAAGGAAAGGCUGAACGUGUUUUUCCUGCUUUUACUGCACUUGCAAUAUUUCUCAUGAUUAUAACCCAACGUUUGUUCGAUUAUAAAGGUGAAUUACAUAAACACAUGUAGUCGUGAUAAGAGAUAGGAAGGAGACGGCUUGUUUAUGCUCUACUUUCUUCAUCCUGUCCAGAGCAAGAGAUCAUCAAUGAUUCAAAGAUGCUAUGGUGAUUUUGUUGCAUGAUUGCCAUAACAUUUCUAGAGUCCCGUGCAUAAUGAGUGGAAUGGAGUACCAAAUGGCCGGAUCCACGCAACCCGCGGCACGCGCGCUCAUCAUGAGGAAGUGAGUCGUGGCGGACGGCGGAGGAGGAGCACAUGUACAACUCAUUUUCCCAAGCUUUCAAUGGCAGUGAUAGAGCAGCCCUUAUAAAGAAGUCUUACUCUUAUUAUUGUAGCAGCAUGAUACUAAACUUUCCAUCAUUUGUCGUACAUUCACAUGGGUCAUAGAGAUUAACCAGGGAUUAUCGUCUUA
Hordeum vulgare subsp. vulgare (domesticated barley) is the source of this 2812-nucleotide messenger RNA. RefSeq names its product F-box/kelch-repeat protein At1g26930-like. Gene Ontology annotation, molecular function: protein binding. Gene Ontology annotation, cellular component: nucleus. Bases 267 to 1838 code for a protein of 523 amino acids. The transcript is spliced from 3 exons. The record is from RefSeq and is a predicted model, not a curated record. Lineage: Eukaryota; Viridiplantae; Streptophyta; Magnoliopsida; Poales; Poaceae.